Molecule: messenger RNA, 1589 nt
Organism: Cyprinodon tularosa
Lineage: Eukaryota; Metazoa; Chordata; Actinopteri; Cyprinodontiformes; Cyprinodontidae
Gene: phyh
Product: phytanoyl-CoA 2-hydroxylase
Exons: 9
Coding region: 88-1089 (333 amino acids)
Biological process (GO): fatty acid alpha-oxidation
Molecular function (GO): phytanoyl-CoA dioxygenase activity
Source: RefSeq, a predicted model, not a curated record
UGUGCGUGCCCGUGACGUCACUCCCGCUACCUUUACUCCAGUCCGGAGACAGCGGCUGUUUGUGUUUUUCUGAGGACUCAAAGAAAGAUGUCUCGAUCUGCGGACAGACUCCGAAUGGUGAUCAAUCACCUGGACCGAUCAGCUGCUUCCAUCAAAGCGUCUCCAACGUCUGGUCUAACCCUCCCCAGCAACCCCCCUCAGAAGUUCAGGUACUCAUUUGACACAGGCGUGCUGACCCCAGAGCAGCGACGCUUCUAUGAGGAAAAUGGCUUCCUCCUCAUCAGGAACCUGGUGUCUGAGGCGGACAUCGACAGGUUCAGGAAGGAGUUUGAACGGAUCUGUCGGCAGGAAGUAAAGGUCCCGGGCCUGGUGGUGAUGAGGGACGUGGCGAUAUCAAAGUCAGAGUUUGUUCCGGAUCAGAGAGCGGUGUCCAAACUCCAGGACUUCCAGGAAAACCCAGAGUUGUUCCGUUACUGUGCCUUACCACAGAUCCUGAAGUACGUGGAGUGUUUCACUGGGCCCAACAUCAUGGCCAUGCACACCAUGCUGAUCAACAAACCUCCUGAUGCAGGUAAGAAGACAUCUCGCCACCCAAUGCACCAGGAUCUGCAUUAUUUUCCCUUCCGUCCGACCGACCGCAUUGUCUGCGCCUGGACCGCCAUGGAGAAGGUGAACAGGCAGAAUGGCUGUCUGGUCGUCCUGCCGGGGACGCACAAGGGCUACCUGAUGGAGCACGACUACCCGAACUGGGAGGGAGGAGUGAACAAAAUGUACCAUGGAGUGCGGGACUAUGACCCCAACCACCCCAGGAUGUACGUGGAGAUGGAAAAGGGCGACACAGUCUUCUUCCACCCGAUGCUCAUCCACGGCUCCGGCAUGAACCAGACUCAGGGCUUCCGUAAGGCCAUCUCCUGCCACUACGCCAGUGCUGAUUGCUACUACAUCGACGUGAAGGGAACCACACAGGAAAACAUCGAGAACGAGGUGUCGGCGAUCGCGCAGAAGAAAUACGGAAUGAACGAGGUGGCCUUCAAGGAUACCUGGGCCUUCAGGGGUCGCCUGGUGCAGGGAGAGAGGACUUCGCUCUGAGGACACAUCGACUGCUGACACGCAGAAACAGCACAAUAAAAUAUUAAUGAACUAACCUCUUUUUGCUAAAUGCAAGGUAAAGGGAUUUAAUUCUAAAAACUGAUUGUAAUUAAGUACAGAUAACUACAUGUAAAUGAGGAGAGAUUGCGUGUGUGUUUGUUAGAGGGAGGAGACUGCAGCACUUUACGCCAAGAGGCCUUGAUCUUCCAGAACCGUUUUAGUCAAUGUUUUCAUGAUAAAGUGGAUUAAUCUUGAUGCUUCUUUGGAAAAUGAAAUAAUUUAGAGUGGUUGAUUAUAAACUUAUUGAGUCGUAUCGGUUGUUUUUUUUUUAUGUCUACCAAUAAAACACAUUUUCCUUUUUCUUUACCAUCAAAAUAAAAUCCACAGCAUUAUAAAAUCUGACACUUAACAGUUUGAUUUAACCAUCCUGUUUAAUAAAGUAAGAAAGUGUUUCUGAUUCGCUGGUUUCUUGUUGAAACAAUAAAGCUAAUGGAGUGUGA